AUGUCUCGUCGACGGGCUUCUCACAGUGAGCAACUGUCUUCAUUGUCGACUCUCAACGAGUCUCCGGCAUAUCCCUUUUCCAGCUCUCAACAACAACAACAACAGCAACAACACCAGCAACCACCCCGCCGGGGGCCCAUUGAGGGCCCCAAUGGCCGCCGGUUGAUCCGGAGAGUCACCUGGCGGUCGUCGACGUACAAGCUCAUGGCCUCGCUAUGGGUUCUGGGCGUCUUUUAUAUCGUCUGGUUGAUUCGCGACCUCUUCUAUCUUCCAUUCACCCCGUCCGAUGGGGUAUCAAGCCCGAAAGCAGACGAUUUUCUGGCUCACUUCAUGGGCCACCAGGAGUGUGGGAUCUCAUCUCUAUCCCUCUACAAUCAUCCAGAGGUGGGCGAUGAACAUGGGUUCUGCCGCACCCGAGCCUCAUUGCUCAGUGCCAUGAGCAAUGGUGGCCGUCAUGGCUUUGAUGCUGCAUAUACCUCACAGGGCUGUUCCUACAGGUGGUACACCACGGCGCAGAUCUGUGAGGUGCUGCAAAAGUUCGACGGUAUUGCCUUUGUGGGUGAUGAUACCAUGACCAAUGUGUAUGCAGGAUUCAAUCUUCUCCUGCGAGAGAACUUGGCAUCUGGCGCUCUGAAGGAAUGGGACAUGAGCCCUGAACAGCGCGAAAUUUGUCGUUGUGACUCGCAGUUCACCAGCAAGUCCUGCUGGCCCCAGCGGGUCACUGCUAGUGACCAAGUGCCUGCUCAGGAUGACACAGCCCUGACUCACAGUCCCUAUGUCUGCUCGACCUCUACCCCACAUGCAUACCUCUCGAUUAGCGGCUCUCCGACCUCGAAAAGCGUACACGAAAAAUUCCACCGGUUAACAAACCAGGGAGGUCACAAGAAGACCCUCCCCAUCAUCCAUAGCCUUUCCCUCGCAACUUCGUAUUCCCUAUCCACUGCCCAAACCAGCAUGGACGAAUGGCAAGCUUUGACCAAAAGCACUGGCCACAACGCCCCAUUCCUCUGGAUUGGCCCCACCGCACUCGGCCACCAAAAGAAGCCCGCGGGUAGCGAGGACCUUCCUGCUGUGUGGCAAUAUGCCAUCGAUACGGCUGAAGCUGCGCACGAAAGGGGAAUGGAUGUUCUUGGCAUGUAUAAUGCUACCUUGCAGGCGGAUAGCUUCGAUGGGACGCACUAUGGAGAGAAGGUAGCUUUGAUGCAGGCGAUGAUGGUGAUCAACUGGUUAGAUACUCUUUAG
Aspergillus ruber CBS 135680 is the source of this 1242-nucleotide messenger RNA. RefSeq lists its product as uncharacterized. Lineage: Eukaryota; Fungi; Ascomycota; Eurotiomycetes; Eurotiales; Aspergillaceae. Bases 1 to 1242 code for a protein of 413 amino acids. The transcript has 5 exons. The record is from RefSeq and is a predicted model, not a curated record.